This is a messenger RNA of Lasiodiplodia theobromae, 1641 nucleotides long. RefSeq names its product C6 transcription factor. The transcript is spliced from 5 exons. The coding region runs from base 1 to 1641 and encodes 546 amino acids. Gene Ontology annotation, molecular function: DNA-binding transcription factor activity, RNA polymerase II-specific; zinc ion binding. Lineage: Eukaryota; Fungi; Ascomycota; Dothideomycetes; Botryosphaeriales; Botryosphaeriaceae. The record is from RefSeq and is a predicted model, not a curated record. Gene Ontology annotation, biological process: regulation of transcription by RNA polymerase II.
AUGGCUGGCCCCGGUGGUGGUCCUUCGCGCCGCAGCCACACCAAGUCGCGGAAAGGCUGCAAGACCUGCAAGAAGCGGCACAUUCGCUGCGACGAAACCUUCCCGCAAUGUCGCAAUUGCACCAAGCACCAGGUCCGUUGCGACUACAACGACAACCCGGCCUCGGCCGCGCCAGACAGCCCCAAGGGACCGCAGCAGCCCAACCUUCUGUGGACCCCUGAGAUCGAGGCGACAAUCAACAUCUGGCAGUCCACCGGCGAAUUCCCCUUCCCGGAGCUCAACGUCUAUCCCCAGCCGCAGUGGCGCAACUACUCCAAGACGGAUCUCCGUCUAAUCCACCAUCUGUCGUCCAUCUCCAACGAGAUGUUCCGCGGCAGGACCUCCAAGCUCACCGUCUGGGCGGAGAACAUGCCCAAGUUUUUGAGCAUCGCGUCUUCAUAUCCUUUCGUCAUGCACUCCAUCCUGGCUUUCUCCGCUUCGCACUUGGCCUGGAUUUCGCAGUCCACCGAGACGCGGAAUCUGGCCAUUGCCCACGGUGGCAUCGCGCUCAAGGGCCUCCACGAGGCCAUUGGCAACUUCUCCAGGGCCAACUCCGACGCUGUGUUGGCUUCUUCGCUCCUCCUGUCAUGGCAGGCCACGGACUGGCGUGGAUGGGCAUCGCUCAUGACUGGAAUCAAGACGAUCGUCAAUGCUAUGCAGCCUUGGAGACACGAGUCGGCAUUUGCAGACUACAUCGCUGAGCAAGGAGCAACAGUUUCUCAAUCAUUCAUGAACUCGGCCGGUUCCUUCGUCGCGCCUGACGCCCGCCGCGAUCAUCUCGCGACUCUGCAGUUGGUUCACAGCAACAUCCAGCGGUUACAACCCUACUUGGCAAACUACGACCAGGAGUGCAAGUGGUUGGAGCAGCUGAAGGGCUACAUCGAGCGCCUGAGAAUAUCGAACCCGCCGCAGACGCCAGAGGAUCAGUUCCAGCAGCUUUACGCUCUAAGAAAGUGGCUUUUCUGGGUGCCUAUCUCUCUGUUGUCUGCCAGGAGUGGGGACAUCAACGUUCUGCUCGUGCUCUCGUUCUUCUACGCCGCUGCGGUCGCGAUCGAGCCGAUUUUCCCGGACAUUGGUGCCGCUUUCUGCGCGGACAACGCCCUUUUGCCCUUGGAGGAGAUUAUUCGCUACGUGAAUACCUUGCAAGCAACCCAGGGCUACGCACAGGCUGUGCAGACCGCCGUCUACUUGAUGGAUUUCCCCAGGGAUACCGCCUCAGCGUAUCGGACGCGUCGGGAAUGGUCUCGCCAGCAGACGGACGAUCUGCAGAUCAAGCAAGAUCCUUACGGUCUGGACACCCUCAACCUCGACCUCGAGACGCAGAUUCAGGAGUACGGCUAUGGGCAGAGCCUGAGCCCCGCCUUCGCUCCUUCCCCUCUUCACGUGCAAGCUCCUGGAAUCAUGGAGGCUCGGUCGCCGUACUUGGAGGUCCCUAGGUCCGCGAUAGAUUACAGGCCGAGUAGCGCCUACUCGUCGCCGCUCGGAUCGCCAGCAGCCCCGCCCAUCAGCUAUGCGCACGAAGACAAUAUGUUUAACUUUGGUGGUGGGAUGGGACUUGGAUAUACCGGCGGGUUCGUGGCCACUCCGACGGUAUGGACCUAG